Messenger RNA from Ilyonectria robusta, 849 nucleotides. RefSeq lists its product as uncharacterized. NCBI's taxonomy places the organism in Eukaryota, Fungi, Ascomycota, Sordariomycetes, Hypocreales, Nectriaceae. Bases 1 to 849 code for a protein of 282 amino acids. The transcript has 2 exons. The record is from RefSeq and is a predicted model, not a curated record.
AUGGCUCGUCUGUUCGCCUUCCUCGCUCUCUGCGGCGCAUUCGCCACCGUGGCCGCAGAUGCUGUCACGGAGACCAACCUCAAGAUCUACCCCUCUGGAUACUACUUCUACCAGUACAGAUCCAUGGACGCGUCUAUCGUCGAUGUCAACAAUGACCUGACUACAUUUGCGCUCCGUUGCCCCCCGGCCGAUGCCACCGAGCUCUAUUGCGACUUUGACGAAAAGACCCUCACCUAUGGACCUACAGUCAUGGAGUUUACCACGAUUGAAAGUGCAGAAACUAUGAUUGCGGAAUUUGACUCUACUUUUAUUUACAAUCCCCAUUGUACGAGGGUCAAGACGGAGGGUAGUCCGGACACUGUAACUUGUACAGUUGAAAUGACUGGAGAGAGUUCAGGAGUUCUAGUGGAAUCGACAAUAAGUACGGUUUAUAGCAAAUUCUUGACCUCAUCGAUGAACAUCGCCGUCACGGCCGGGGCCAGUAAGCUCAAAGGACAGGAAACGGCAACCCCCGGCGCCUCUGCCACUAAGACUGCCACCGAUACUGAAACCACUGUCGCCUCAUCAUCUUCAGAUAACUCUACGGUAUCGAAAACUGCCGACGCCAGUGCCGGUUCUAGUUUCUUGACUUCUGCUUCCAAGGUGGAAUCGACUGGUUCUGAAGCGGCAUGGACUUCUGGAUUGACAUCGGCUGGUUCUGAAGCAGAAUCGACUGGCUCUGAGGGUACACCGACUGGAUCCGAGGCGACACCGACUACCAGCAACACGGACAAUGCAGCUGGGCCAAUCAAUACACACAACGCCGCCCUUAUGGGGAUGGCCGUGAUGGGUGUCGCUCUGCUGCUAUAG